UCGGUCAGCCAUGCAGAUUUACUGUGCCAUCUCCAUUAAUCGAGGCCAUCAUUCCUCCUAUAAAGCAUGGCUACGAAAUACACUGCCAGGGCAAGCACUUCAACCACUCGUGGUGGACAAUUUUCCUCUGGUACAAACCGCAAUUCUAAAUUGCGACCUACACAUUUCAUAUCCCUGCCCAUCGGACACCAUGUGCGUUUGCAGGAAUCAGUGAAGUCCUUCACGGAUGGCUUGCUUGAUUGUAAACCUGCGCUCCCUGGUGUUGAUCGCGGCAUUGUUAUCGCACCUCGUCGCCUUCAUUUGACACUGGGAGUAAUGACUCUCGAGGAUUCACUGGUUUCCUCGGGUAAAACCUUAGCAAAUGCGCAGGCUUUGUUAGGGACAUUGAGAAGUCGGAUCAUGGAGUUAUUGAACGGGCAUAGUCUCUGCAUUCCCCUUACAGAUAUGAACAUCAUGUACCCCGAUCGUGGCAACGCAGACAACGCGCAUGUCCUCUGGUUGGGCCCUUCACUGGACACAGAAAACGCUCAGCGCCUCAAAACCGUGAGCGAAUUUGUGAACAAGGCGUUCAGUGACGCUGGAUUUAUUCAAGAUCGUCGUCCUCUCAAGCUGCAUUGCACGAUUCUCAACACUUCAUUUCGCAAACCACAUCGACAGCCGUUCUCAUACAACGCCAUUUUGGCGUCACCGGCUAUUCGCGGUUUUGUUAGUUCACCGCUAGAAUCACAUGAUUUUCGGGACCCCGUGAAGGUAGAUUUUGGCACUUGGAGCGUUGAUGAGAUACAGAUAUGCAAGAUGGGAAGUUACGGCCCCGAGGGCGAAUACGUGAGUUGCGGAUGCUGUUCGUUAGCGUCAUAGAUUCGGUUGUAUGACAUAUGGUGUCCAAAUCGUGUUUUUACACUCACAGCCGAGGCUUGGAAAAGUCUGGGCUGAUAAGAUAGUCACUCUUAACUACUCG
This is a messenger RNA of Suillus clintonianus, 958 nucleotides long. RefSeq names its product kinase A anchor protein. Gene Ontology annotation, cellular component: nucleus. Bases 67 to 858 code for a protein of 263 amino acids. The transcript has 5 exons. Gene Ontology annotation, biological process: DNA alkylation repair; regulation of DNA-templated transcription. NCBI's taxonomy places the organism in Eukaryota, Fungi, Basidiomycota, Agaricomycetes, Boletales, Suillaceae. The record is from RefSeq and is a predicted model, not a curated record.